Molecule: messenger RNA, 1569 nt
Organism: Saccharomycopsis crataegensis
Lineage: Eukaryota; Fungi; Ascomycota; Saccharomycetes; Ascoideales; Saccharomycopsidaceae
Gene: RQT4
Product: Rqt4p
Exons: 1
Coding region: 1-1569 (522 amino acids)
Biological process (GO): positive regulation of DNA-templated transcription
Cellular component (GO): nucleus
Molecular function (GO): transcription coactivator activity; zinc ion binding
Source: RefSeq, a predicted model, not a curated record
AUGGCACUAAUCAGCAAGGCCACACUUCGGAAGAAAUUAUUUGAAAUUUUACCUCUUGACAAUGAUUCAUUGGACCAAGCCAUAGAUUACUCUCUCACCUUGAAAUCUAACCAGGAAAUUGCUGGCCAUUUCACAGGUUUGGCCGGUGACUCUCCAUUGGUGAUUGAAUUCAUCAAUGAUGUGAUAUCUUACAGAGACCAAGUCGCUAAUUCUCGAAAAACCAAUAAUAAUAAUGAUAAUAUUAAUAAUAACUCAAAAGUGAAAGGCAAGACUCAGACUAAUAACUCAGUAUGGUCAAGUAAUAACAAAGAUUCAAAAAUGAAAUCAAAGCCAGUGCCUUCCACAAAGCAAAGAUUGUCAUCGGCAAAAUCGUCCCAUACCGUUUCCCAACUAGUGGAUCAGACCCCCACCGCUAAGACGAAGAAGGGAGUGAAGACGAAGAACAAAGCCCAAAAGUUGAAUGAUAUCAGUGAUUUGGACGAGUUGCUCAAUAAAUUGGAAUAUGGUGGUGCCAAUUCAAAUGUCAAGUGUGAUUGUAUGGCAGUAAGGCAUGGUUUGAACAGGGCGAUACCUAAUUGUUUAAAUUGUGGGAAGAUCAUAUGUAUGAAGGAAAGUGGGAGAACCACUUGCUCAUUUUGUGAUAAACCAUUGAUUUCACUUAGUGAAAAGCUCGAAAUGGUCAGACUUUUGCAGAAAGAGAAGGAGAAGUUGAUGGAUGAAACUACAGGUGGAACCAAUAAUAGUGCUCCUGUGGCGCCUAGUAAGAAGAAGAAAGAAAAGCUUACAAUCAGUAUGGGGGCUGGAUCAUCGUUUUUUUCCCAGCAGGAUAAGUUAUUUGCCAGCAUUGAAAAGAAGGAAAAGCAAAAGAAAAUCAAUGAACAACGGAAAAAGGCUGAUGAAGUAGAUGUUGGGAAAUUGAAUGACGAUUUAGCAAAAGCGCAAUCUACAUUGAAUAAGUUAUUGGGUUACCAAGAGAAUUCUACUGCCAGAACAAAGAUUAUUGAUCAAGUUUCAGAUUAUUCAUUACCUAGUGAUACCAAUAUUUGGACAAAGUCCUCUCUACACAAGAUUUUGGAAUUAAAGAAACAACAGCGGAACUUGAAGAAAAAGGAGAAAUUGGAGUCCGAAAGAGGUGGAAGAGGUAAAAAAUUCAUUUCAUUGAAUGUGAAAGGUGGGAAAGUCACAAUACAAGAAGCAUCAACUGGCAAAGGUUUGGAAUAUGAUAGUGCCAGCGAUUUUGACGAUGAUUAUGAAAACGAAGAUGACGAUGAAGCUGUGGAUUCAGAAGACGAAGAAAUCAAAAAGUCUAUCAAGGAACUUGAAUCCAAGAUCAAGGACGAAGAAAAAGAUAAUGAGAAAAAGGCCGCUAAACAAAGAUGGGAUUAUUCUAAGGAUUUAGAAAAAUGGAAAAACAGACAGCCAAGAUACACUGGUAUAGGCAAUUUGAUAACCGAUGAUAACGCCGGCGAGGGCGAUGCUGGUGAUGAUAAUGAAAAUCAAACAUUUGAUAGACUUCAAACUUCCAUUACGGAUAACGCUCCGAUGGAAGAAUUGAUGCUUAAUUUAUAA